UCUUUCCAAUCUACUAGGGGUAUCUGCGCAUGCGCACAACAUUGCGCAAUAUCAAACAUGGCGGCCGCCUGCACAGUCGUUAGUACAGCUUGCAAAGGUGCAACUCUUGUUCCCUGUGGUCAGCGGUUUGUUCCGAGCUUCCUUUCACUGAUGCGGCGCCAGUGUUUGAGGCUGCAAACCACGUCUCUUUGCAGUCAAUCGACUGAGGUACCGCGGAAGCAACAGGAUAGCAGCCGAGUGGAGGAAGAGGAGAGUGAAAGUGAGGGUCCGGAGUACAUUCCCCUUAGAAAGGCCAAAAAUCCCAUGAUGAAGAUUGGCUAUGCGUGGAUGAUAGGCCUCCCUACUGGUAUUAUUGGCUUCCUGCUGGUCAAGCGGCAAGUGGACAAGAACCGUUUAAAGCAGUUGAAAGCUCGACAGAGGAUGCAAAGGUCAAACGAAGGGGACUACGAAGGAAGCCGCUACCGCAAAACUGCUGAGAAUGUUAAACUUGACCAGUAAUGCAAAGAUGGAAUCUAAAUAAGAGGGACCCUUCAUUUUCAUGCAGGGAAAGAACUUAAGGAGUAAAUAUGAUAGAAAAAUGUGCAUGUAUAAAUGACUAUUUUCAAUGUGUUUAUGAGUGUGCCGAAGAAAAUUCUAUGCUAAUUUAACUCAUAACAUAUGUAAAACACAAAACUCACAAAUGAACUGUUAUUUAUUGUGCAUGAAAAGCCAGCGUAUUUACAAGCAAUACCGGAGAGUUUUAAAGCUUUUUCAAGACAGAGUACCUCUUGGGUAUUAACAGUUCAAAAUGGCAUAAUUACUUUAUAUUGUUCUAUGUCGCGGGGUGUCCAAACUGCGGUCUGCGGCCCCAGUUUUUUUAUUGGCCCACAGCAAAUUGUGAAAUUAUCAAUGAAAAUGGUCCUAAACUGUGCUUUUCCAUUGGAUCAGGGUUCAAAACUUUAAAUGUUGAAAUUAAGGUAGGAAACUCGAAUUUGUUUAUCAAAGAGAGAAUCGAGACAAAUUAUCUUAAAAACUACUGAAAAUGCACCAAUUUCUGCCAACUAUUUUAAUAGAAAAACAAUAUACCGUAAUUUUCAGACUAUAAACCAGUACUUUUUUUGCUCAUUUUGAAUCCUGCGGCUUAUUUAUUUGGGUUAAUAGGUAACACUUUGACAGCAGCGUCAUAAGACUGACAUAAAACCAUCAUUAUUUUGACAUGUCAUCAUCAUGGCCAUUAAUGAAUGCUUUUGACAGGUGUCAUCUGGCAAAUUAUGUCACUAACUUCAUUUAUGUCCAGCUCGGAUCUUUUACAUCCAUUCGAAAGGGAGAUAAUUUGCCGGAUGACACAAGAUGACAUCUGUCAUAAGCAUUCAUUAAUGCUCAUGGCAGUGUCAUGUCAUAAUUAUGAUGGUCUUAUGACAGUUUGAUGGCGCCACUGUCAAAUAAAGUGUUACCAAAUUCCAUAGCUAGCAAAUUAAUGGAACAACUAGAACAGGGACUGAAGAAAUAGUUAACACAAAACAUGAAUUUUGAUUUGUUAUUUACAUCUGUAGCACUGCAGUGCAUGCUAGGAGGCAUGUUGGAUGACAACACUGUUGACAGCAGGUGGCAGCAGAGUUUGACUGUCUCCACCAAGAGAACAGUGAUGGCCAAAUGAAGCUUCUUGAAGCAAUGAAGCUUUGGAGCCAAUUGGUUCAAAGCUUCAUGGUGGUUCAUUUGGUUUUAUGACAGUCUUAUGAUGCCACUGUCAAAGUGUUACCAGUUGAUAACUUUUGGUGUGAAUAUCCCAUGAUACAGUAAAGGACAGCUGCAGCUUAUAGUCCAGUGCGGCUUUCCUGUGAACAAAUUUUCGUGUCAAAUUUGGUGGGUGGCGGCUUAUAGUCAGGUGCUCCUUAUAGUGCAAAAAUUGAUAUAGCUUCAUAUUUCAGGUGAGCUAUCCUAACAAUCGUUACUCAAUUUUCAAAUAGCUGCAGUCAUUGUAAAGCUCUAAAGAAUGUAUGGUUCAUUUGGCAUGCAAACAUCCAAAACGAGAAAAAAAAAUGAAUAAAAUACACAGGAUGGCACAAAUAAAGUACAAUUAAGAGCCAUUUUUAGUUGAAGAAAAACUACGGGCCAUAAUGGUUCAAAGUAAAGAUUUGGCUAGCUACAUGUGAGCAUGUACAGUGCCCUCCAUAAUUAUUGGCACCCCUGGUUAAGAUGUGUUUUUUAGCUUCUAAUAAUUUUUUUUAAUUCAAAUAAUAUUGGACUUUAAUAGAAAAAAAGACAAAUCCAACCUUCAAUACAAGUGCAUUUAUUCAGUGGGGGAAAAAAUCCCACAUAAAGAAAAAAAUAUUUGACAUCAAAUAAUGUGUGUCACAGUUAUUAGCACCCUUGGUGUUAAUACUUUGUACAACCCCCUUUUGCCAACAAAACAAGGUCUGGGGACUGAGAU
Messenger RNA from Corythoichthys intestinalis (scribbled pipefish), 2410 nucleotides. Its product is annotated as DUF4748 domain-containing protein. The transcript has 3 exons. The coding region runs from base 58 to 498 and encodes 146 amino acids. Lineage: Eukaryota; Metazoa; Chordata; Actinopteri; Syngnathiformes; Syngnathidae. The record is from RefSeq and is a predicted model, not a curated record.